AUGUCACAGCCGAAAUGGCAUUGCUACCUAGGACGUGGCGCCUCCGGGAAAGGCAGCGCGUGCACGGCGCACGACGGCGCCCUGGGCGCUUGCACGCUGGUGAGCGACUGCCCGGCGGCGCAGCAGGCGAUCCGCAGGGGCCAGCGCCCGCGCAUCUGCGCCUUCGACGGCUUCACGCCCAUCGUGUGCUGCCCCGGCGCCGCCCCGCCCACGCCCGCGCCCACGCCCGCCCCCGCGCCUACCACUUCCACCUCCACCGCGCGCCCGCCCGCCCCUUCGCCCACACCCACGCCCGGCGGCGACGGCAGCGGCGCGAAGAGCAGGCAGAGUGAGUAUACUAGAUAUAUUUAUCGGCCGGCGGUGGCGCUGACGCCCUUCGAGCCCAAGGUGAACACGUCGCUGUGCCGUGUGCCCGAGCUGGUGGGCAGCCAGCCCUUCGUCAUCGGCGGCAAGAACGCCACGCUCUUCGAGUUCCCGCACAUGGCCGCCGUGGGCUUCGGCGAGAGCGACCGCAAGAGGUGGCUGUGCGGGGGCGCCCUUAUCAGCGAGAACUACGUGCUCACCGCUGCCCACUGCAUCGAAGACAUACCCAAGCCUGGACGCAGGGGCGUAGUAUCUUGUGCACAACCUGUUGAAGGAGGUUGGCCGUCUUUGUUAUACGAAGGGCAUUGUUGCAGAGGUCCAGCGCGCUGGGUGCGCCUGGGCGACCUGAACCUGUACUCGGACCAGGACCGCGCCAAGGUGCAGGAGUUCAGCGUGGUGGAGCGCAUCGCGCACCCGCGCUACGUGGACGGCGUCAAGUACUUCGACAUCGGCCUCCUCAAGCUGGACCGGCCCGCCACCUUCGACGAGGCCGUGCGGCCCGCGUGCCUGCAGACGGAGAGCGACGAGCUGCCCCAGCAGGCCACCGCCUCCGGGUGGGGCGUCAUCGCCGUUGACGGCCCCCUGGCGGAGACCCUGCAGAAGAUCAACCUGCCGCUGGUGAGCCUGGACGACUGCAAGCCCCACUUCGACCCCGCCAUCUUCCCUGCGUACCGGCCGUCUGUGCCGCAGGGCAUCAUAGACAACAUGGUGUGCGCCGGCGGGGACCCCUUCGGAGGGCACGACACCUGCCAGGGCGACUCAGGCGGGCCUCUGCAGGUGCUGAUGAACAGCAGGUACUGCAUGUACUCGGUGGUGGGCGUGACGUCAUUCGGCAAGAGCUGCGCCCGCGCCGAGACGCCCGCCGUCUACUCGCGCGUCGCCUCCUUCGUGCCGUGGAUCGAGAGCGUCGUCUGGCCCUGACGCCCCCAGCGCUCCCCACGCCGCACGCCCGCACUAGUCACCGCACCGCCACGAGCGCACCUGCCCGCGCGCUUUGUACAUACCUGACUUUUGUUUAUACUAAUAAAGUUAUUCUUAAUUUUUCAUUAAAACUAUAUUUAUUUAUUUAUUGGUUUGUUUAAUAUCUAUACAAUUUUCGCUCCAAAAUAAAAAUCUACAAAAAUACAUGAAGAAACUCGAACAAUAUAUUAACUGAGGUCACAAUAUGUUAAACAUAAGUAUUGACCCAUAUCUGUCCCCCUGUUAAUUAACAACUAAGUAUUAAGUAUUGUUAAAUCAAUGUAUCAGUUUUGAAUCGCUAAUGACCUCAAAUGUCGAUGCGACUAUAAAUAAAUGAAAAAAAUAACAAAAAUCGAAAAUACAUGAUCAAAAGUACACAAACAUACGAUCAUUCGUACGUUAAUAAGAUGAGAUAUCAAUUUGAUUCGUUUUAAAAAUUGAAGGCUGGAAUGGUCAAAGAUAAUCAGAGCGAACGUUUAUAAUAGCUGU
Gryllus bimaculatus (two-spotted cricket) is the source of this 1812-nucleotide messenger RNA. Lineage: Eukaryota; Metazoa; Arthropoda; Insecta; Orthoptera; Gryllidae. The record is from the annotation of a GenBank genome assembly.